Symbiodinium necroappetens is the source of this 498-nucleotide messenger RNA. NCBI's taxonomy places the organism in Eukaryota, Dinophyceae, Suessiales, Symbiodiniaceae. The record is from the annotation of a GenBank genome assembly.
AUGGCUUCCCAGAGUCGUACCUUGGCAGUGCUCGUGGCCGCAGUGUGCUGCGUGGCUGUUCUUCGCAGCUUCUGGGCACCGAGCCAGCCGACGUUUGUGGUUCCUCAGCAGAGCGUCCACAUGGGUUGCCAGGCAUUGUCUGGUGGUGCUCUGGCCUCCGGCAAUGUGCCUGCCAUCGUCAACACAGUGCCAGCUCGCCCCGGUGUGCCGGCCCACUUCAAGGUGACGCUUGAGACUCCCGAUGGCACUCAAUCUUUCGAAUGCCCUGAGGAUGUAUACAUUCUGGAUCAGGCUGAGGAGGAGGGUUUGGAGCUGCCGUACUCCUGCCGAGCGGGCUCUUGCUCCAGCUGCGCCGGGAAGGUGCUGGAGGGCGAGAUUGACCAGAGCGAUCAGGCCUUCUUGGACGAUGACCAGAUGGGCGAGGGCUUCUGCUUGACCUGUGUAACGUACGCCACCUCGGACGUCACCAUCAAGACCCACUGCGAGGACGAGUUGUGA